AUGGCGGACGUUCAGGAGCGCCUCAAGAAGCUCGGCCAGGGUGCCCGAAUCGCCCUACGUCUAACAUGGUCGAACAGUGGAAAGGGUACCCCCCGCCGCAAGGUCAAGCGUGCGCCCGCCCGCUCCGGCGCCGACGACAAGAAGCUCCAGGCUGCCCUGAAGAAGCUGGGCACCCAGCCCAUCCAGGCUAUCGAGGAGGUUAACAUGUUCAAGUCCGACGGCAACGUUAUCCACUUCGCUGCCCCCAAGGGUAAUGACAGGAGCCCUGCGGUUUUUUUCUGGAUUGAUGUUCAUGCCGCUGUCCCCCACAACACCUUCGCCAUCUACGGAAACGGCGAGGACAAGGAGCUCACGGAGCUUGUUCCCGGCAUUCUUAACCAGCUCGGCCCCGACUCUCUCGCUUCCCUCCGAAAGCUCGCCGAGAGCUACCAGAACAUGCAGAAGGGCGAGAAGGGUGAUGAUGAGGACGACAUCCCCGACCUGGUAGAGGGCGAGAACUUCGAGAGCAAGGUCGAAUAA
Molecule: messenger RNA, 519 nt
Organism: Clonostachys byssicola
Lineage: Eukaryota; Fungi; Ascomycota; Sordariomycetes; Hypocreales; Bionectriaceae
Source: the annotation of a GenBank genome assembly